AUGGCCGCCAACUCGUCGGUGGCGAUCUGGCUGGAGGGUGCCGGGCUGGGCCGCCACGUGCCGGCCUUCGAGGGGCUGUCCGAGGAGUCCUUCCUGGGGCUGCUGAUGCAGGACUACGGCAAAUUCGGCGUCACGGACAUGGAGGACAAGCAGCGGCUGUUCAGGCUGAUAAAAGGCGCCAGCGGCGAGCGGCGCGAUCCGGGGGCCGGCGCUGGGCCGUCGGGGCGCGGCGGCGGGCUGGCCUACGGCGGGCAGGCCGGGGGGGCGGGGGCGUACGGCGGGAUGAUCGACCACCAGCCGGACGGGGGCUCGGGGCUGCUGGACCUGGAGGCGGACGACGGCGACCUGCUGAUGACGGCCGCAGGGGACCCUUAUGAUGGUUUCACAUCAACAAGCAAUGGCAUGAGCUACAUGACCACCCCAGACCCCCCCCCAAUGCAGCAGCAACGAAUUCCGCCCCAAAAAAUCACAGUUGUUGUGAGAAAGAGGCCCCUCAACAAGAAGGAAAAGGAGCGAGGAGAGGAUGACAUAAUCGAGGUGGACAUGAACAGCCAGAUUCUGCACGUGAACGAACCUCGUGUGCGUGUGGACCUUGUGCGAUACACGGAACGACACCAGUUCUCCUUCGAUGUGGCGCUGGACGACUGUAUAGAAAACGACCUGGUGUACCAGAUGACAGUGCAGCCCCUGGUGCAGACCAUAUUCUGGGGUGGCAAGGCCACCUGUUUUGCAUAUGGCCAAACAGGCAGCGGCAAGACCUACACGAUGUCGCCCCUGCCGCUGAAGACUGCAGAAGACAUCUUUGCUGCACUGCAGCUCCCUGAGCAUGACAACCUGUUUCUGCAUGUGAGCUGCUUUGAGAUCUACGGCGGGAAGAUUUACGACCUCCUUAAUGGUCGCAAGAAGCUGGAUAUUCGGGAAGAUGGCAAGAAGAAGGUGGUGGUGGUUGGACUGAAGGAAUAUGUGGCUGAUGGGGUGAACUUCAUCGAGCAGCUCAUUGAGCACAGUGCUGCGGCAAGGAGCACAGGCAGCACAGGCGCAAAUGCGGACUCGUCUCGGUCACAUGCAAUCAUGCAGUUUGCCCUGAAGCAGCCCAUAGAUGAGAAUAGGGACAAGCUCGUUGGGAAGAUGUCCUUCAUCGACUUGGCUGGCAGUGAAAGGGGAGCCGACACUUUUGACAAUGACAGACAGACUCGCCUGGAGGGUGCUGAGAUCAACAAGAGCUUGCUUGCACUGAAAGAGUGCAUCAGGGCGCUGGACAGUGACGCUCGUCACGUGCCCUUCCGGGGCUCCAAGCUCACUGCUGUCCUGCGGGACUCCUUCAUAGGGAAGGAGGCAAGGACAGUCAUGAUUGCCAAUAUCUCUCCUAACUCGAUGUCCGUGGAGCACACACUGAACACACUGCGCUACGCAGACAGGGUCAAAGAGCUCCGAAAAGACAAGGGUGACAGGACGAGCAGUCAAGUCACACCAGGAGCCGUGCUGCAGCAACAAUUGUUGCAACAACAGCAGCAGCAACAGCAACAACAAUUGCUGCAGCAACAGCAACUGCAGCAGCAACAGCAACUGCAGCAGCAACAGCAACUGCAGCAGCAGCAACAACAACAGCAGCAGCAACAACAGCAGCAACAGCAACAGCGACUCCCGCUUGCAGAGCCUUUCAUGCGUACCCCCGAACGGACGCCUGAGGCAUACAAUGGGUACCAAUCCACAGCCAGCAGGGCUGAUGUUGGGGAUGGGUACCGAACAGGAAACUCGGUGACUGGUGGUGCCGACACCAGUCUGCGCAACAACCCAUCAGGCAUGGCUGGGCUGGAGAUGGACAAUGGCACGUAUCAAGAGGCCCCGCCACCUGCGGCUGAGACGCAAAACCACCACCAGGCCUUGCAGCCACAACAGCAGCAACCAUCCCGGGAGAGCAGCAUGUAUGGCAGCCUGUAUCACAGGGAGAGCACUGCAAGCCAGAGAGACGAUGCUGCACAGCAGCAGCAGCAGCAGCAGCAGGAGAGGGAGAGCAGGGAGAGGGACAACAAUCCAUUCAUGAAGGAUAGCAAAGAGGCAGGCGGGGGGCUGAGGGAGCAGCGUAUGCAGGAUGCAGAGCUGCUGGCGCAGCGGGAUGAGCUCAUGAAUGCCAUUCUAGAGGAUGAGGAGCAGCUGAUCAGCUCACACCGGGCCCUGAUCGAGGAAUCGAUGGAGGUGGUGAGAAAGGAGAUGACUUUACUGAGCGAGGUGGACCAGCCGGGCAGCGCCAUAGAUCAGUAUGUCGAACAGAUGGACGCCAUCCUGAAUCACAAGAUAGACAUGAUCCAGCAGAUGUCCGGCCGCCUCGAGGCGUUCAAGCAGAAGCUGCGGGAGGAGGAGGUGCUGAGCCGCACCAUUGGAAGGAGGCGCCUGAGGCCUUGA
This is a messenger RNA of Ostreobium quekettii, 2403 nucleotides long. NCBI's taxonomy places the organism in Eukaryota, Viridiplantae, Chlorophyta, Ulvophyceae, Bryopsidales, Ostreobiaceae. The record is from the annotation of a GenBank genome assembly.